CCGCCUGCGCACGCGGCGAUGGCAGAGGGCGGAGCUGGGGCGGCCAUGGCGGGCGGCCAGGCCGGGGCAGCGCGGUCCCGGUCGCUGUUCCUGUGGGAUGACGGGCGUCCUAUGCGGUUCUACCUGCGGCCCGGUCUGGCCAAGAUGCGCCUGGCGCCCCUAGUGCUGGCGGGCGGCGGGAGGCUGUGCCGGGUGCAGGAGCCGGGGGCCGUGCUCCUGGUGCAGCCCGGCGAGGCGGCUCCCGACGGGGCCGUCUCGACCGAGUACGUGACGGAGUGUGUGGAGCGCAACCAGCGGCUGCCUCUGGAGCCGUUCCUGCUGGCCGCCCGCGGCCGCCUGGCCUUCACGGAGGCGGAGGAUGCAGCGCUGCUGCGGGCGGUGCGCGGCCAGGGCACGGUGCGGGUGAGCGGCCGUGCGUUGUGGAUAGAGCUGGAGCGGAGCGGCGUGACGCGGCACAGCUGGCAGGCCAUGCGUGACCGCUACCUGCGGUACCUGCGGCCGCGGCUCUGGGAGCCCCCGCAGACGGAGGAUCCCACGCAGAUCAGGGGUCUGUUCGCGGCAGCUAAUCGGGAGUUCGAAAGCACGGAGUCAGAAAGUGACUCUUCAGAUGUUGCAGAACUUUCUAUGCAAGAUGGAGUGGAAAGGUCCCCAGGAGAAACAGCAUCCGAUCUGAAAACUGGGCCAGAGGACUCUGCCUUCCCUCAUACUCAGUUACAAAGGCAAGAAGGACCAAAAAGCACUUGUUCGUCUUCCAGCGUGGUGGGACAGGUAGUAAAAACUAUGGAGCACUUCAUGGAGAAGUUUGCUGUGGACCUGUUCACUGUUACACAGGCCUUUCUGAAAAACAGCGGUGAUGUGGAGGCUACUUCAUACUUUCUGCAGACAGGGCAGCGCUUGGAUGGGUGCCCUGUAUGGAGCAGAGAGGAUGAUUUAGAAUUGCAAAAAGAUGAUGAACAUGUCAGGAAUAAGUUGAUAGCCAGAUAUGGAGCCGAAAACGUAGCAAAGCGGAUUGUGUUUAGAGAGAGUUAACAAGACGACAUUACUGAUUUAGUACAGUUGCAGGAAUUUAAUGGUAAUUUCAGAAACACAGUGGAAAAUUUCAUCAAUGUUCUGAAGUUUCAGAAAUGCUUUAAAGUUUUUUUUUUGUAUUAAAAGGCUUAUUUUGCAUCUCUGCAGAUCUAAGAGAUGCACCUCUUUAAUCCAAACAAAGUAAGGCUUUUACCAGGCUAUAUAUUCUAGUUGGGAAAAGUACACCAGUUUUCAGGGCUAUGAGUAAUAGUUGAAGUAGGAAAUGAAAGUUAAGAGAGAAUGAUCAGAGGUUAUGUAUCUAUCACCUAAAUUGUGUUCGAGAGAGAACACCAUUGCUAGGAUACAGUCAUAAUCUAAAAAACUUGGUACUUUUAGCCUGAAAUUGUGCUCUGGUUGCUUAUUUUAAUAUUAUUUGAAGUGAGCCCUAAAAAUCUGGAAUUCACUCUUGUGAAAUGAAAUGGGCUGGUAAAGGCGAAGAUUGUUUUGUCUUGUGGGGUUGGUUGGUUGGUUGGUUUGUUACAUCUCUAAAGGGUUAACAUUUUGGGGUUUUAGCAUGUUCUGCUGUGGCACUCAGAAAAUUAAGGUGAAUUGGGAAAUGGCUGAUGUCAAGCCACGUGAAAAUCAUACCAAAAAUAAAAAACAACAUCAUGAAAGUGGUGUUUCAGGAAGCCACUGCAAUACCUACUGAUUAUUUGAGAAGUUACCGAAUGUAACCAAAUAAAUGCUAAAACAGCAGUAUGCAGUGUUUCACUGGACUGAAAAAGUGAGAAUUAUUUGCCAUAGUCAUGCUAUUCAGACUUUCAGCAAUUACUUGAGAUUCAUGUGGAAGCUAGACAAGCACUUAAGGAGAGAAUGCAAGACAACAUAGCAAAUAAAGUAAAUUUUUUAAAUUAUUAUUAUUAUUAUUAGAAAUGUUACUCUCUUGGUUUGAAAUCCAGGUUUUGCUGAUGACCAGGUUCAUGAACAGAAGACCUGUCACUUCUUGCAGCUGAAAACUCCCAUUGUAGCUUGAGCUGUGAAUGCAUCUCAGCAGCACCAUAGUGUUGCAAUGGUCUUGUUUAACAAAACUGCUCCAGAAUUCAAAGUGAGAAGUAGAAUACAUUAAAUAGCUGCAGUAUAAAAUUAUCAUAUUACUCUGUCUUUUGUAAUUCUAAGUGACACUUACUUAGAGUGAGUUUGUCAUAUUGGGGCAGUUAGUCUAAGGUGCAGUAUAAACUUCAAGAGUCCACCUACAAUAUUU
This is a messenger RNA of Hirundo rustica (Barn swallow), 2269 nucleotides long. It is a transcript of the gene TERF2IP, whose product is annotated as TERF2 interacting protein. The transcript is spliced from 3 exons. Gene Ontology annotation, cellular component: shelterin complex. Gene Ontology annotation, molecular function: telomeric repeat DNA binding. Bases 19 to 1029 code for a protein of 336 amino acids. NCBI's taxonomy places the organism in Eukaryota, Metazoa, Chordata, Aves, Passeriformes, Hirundinidae. Gene Ontology annotation, biological process: regulation of DNA-templated transcription; telomere maintenance via telomere lengthening. The record is from RefSeq and is a predicted model, not a curated record.